UGAUAAUUAAAAUUCGUUUUCCAAAAUAAGUAAAAAUGCUUGAGCAACCAGGCGUGCUAUUGGUUCGAACUAUGUCAUCUUCAGCACCAGGAAAUAUGGAUUUUCUUUUUAAUUUCUGAGUUGCAUAUAAUGUUUCGGAACAUCUACUUGAGCACUUGAAAUAGUGUUGAUCUUUCCCGAAAGUAUACAUCAUUCAUCCAGAUAAGAGUUCAUCAUCAGCAAAAAAAAAAGCUGGCAUCAAGGAAAAUUUUUCUUGUCAACGAUAUGAGGCCAAUAUCAUGGUUAUCUAUAAACUUUAUCAUCGUGUCUUUCAUAGCCCUAUGUCCUAGUGUGCACAGUACUGACAAUGGAGUUGUGGUUGUUAAACGCGAGCAAGAUCCCACUAACGAACACGGAGAGCCUGAUCGAUUUGGUUCUUAUUACACAUGGACAGACUGUAUAACUAGGUACAAAGCCAAUUUACUUUCACAAGGGUUCUGUGAAUGCCCGAGUGAAAAAAGCACAUAUUUCUACUUCAACGACCAAUGCAAUGCCAAUGUGGACAUCGAAAAUUUGAUCUCUCACGCUCGAGUUUGUUUUGGAGGUUUUUUAGAAUUCAAACACCAGUCAAGAGACAGUCCAUAUCCUGUGUUUGAACUAACAGAUGCUCCACCGUCGGAGGACGUGAAUUUUAAAAACGUCAAAACCUUCCAUGGUCAGUGUAGAAGCAAACAUGUGUUUUACUUUGACGAUUCAAGAGGGGGGUUGCUCGAARCAACGAAUUUURUGAACAYAUUUUCUCUUAAAAAGGAAAAGCAGGUAUAGUAUAUGGCAAUCCAUUAAUGUCAUCCCAUGUUCAUC
Molecule: messenger RNA, 840 nt
Organism: Exaiptasia diaphana
Lineage: Eukaryota; Metazoa; Cnidaria; Anthozoa; Actiniaria; Aiptasiidae
Exons: 2
Coding region: 265-804 (179 amino acids)
Source: RefSeq, a predicted model, not a curated record